AUGAAGUCCCUCGCCCUCCUCAUCACACUCACUACCCUGGCAACACUCGUUACCACCGCCAUGGCAGCAAACGCAAACGCAAACCCCCCAGCUAUGCGCGACCUCCUCGAUGCCGCGUCCAAAAUGCAAGACCUGGAGGGGAAAUGCGCGGUGCAAGCUUGCAAAACAAUGCAUCCCAACGACAACGAGGAGAAGUUUCCGCAGGGCUAG
Messenger RNA from Dothidotthia symphoricarpi CBS 119687, 210 nucleotides. RefSeq lists its product as uncharacterized. The transcript has 3 exons. The coding region runs from base 1 to 210 and encodes 69 amino acids. The record is from RefSeq and is a predicted model, not a curated record. NCBI's taxonomy places the organism in Eukaryota, Fungi, Ascomycota, Dothideomycetes, Pleosporales, Dothidotthiaceae.